Molecule: messenger RNA, 1788 nt
Organism: Prunus mume (Japanese apricot)
Lineage: Eukaryota; Viridiplantae; Streptophyta; Magnoliopsida; Rosales; Rosaceae
Product: U-box domain-containing protein 26-like
Biological process (GO): protein ubiquitination
Molecular function (GO): ubiquitin protein ligase activity
Source: RefSeq, a predicted model, not a curated record
UACAGAGUGGCCUAUAUCAUGUUAAUGUUGGCUUGGCCCCCUCUUCUGUUUGUUUGCUGUUGUUCUCUUCUCAUGCCUCCCACUGAUUGAUUGCACUCAAAUUUCCUACUUCUCUCCUCCUCUUUCUUUCUCAUUCUCAGUCUCAUUCUCAUGUGUUACUUUGUGAACUCCAAGCUCACAAAGUACUCUCUCCUCUGAGGCUCUUCUUGUAUGCAUCUGCACAUUCUCUCUCUUUCUCCUCAUGUCUGCACUUAUAAUAUCUCACAUCUCAUCAGACAUUCUGCAUUUUUUAAUUUUGCGUCACUUAGGUUUUGCUUUCAUAUGAGAAAAGUUGAUGAGAUGACCAUUCCCCACUUGUUCAGAUGCCCAAUUAGCCUGGACUUGUUCAAAGAUCCAGUCACUCUAUGCACAGGUCAAACUUACGACAGGCCAAGCAUAGAAAAAUGGCUGGCUGCAGGCAAUCUCACAUGUCCAGUCACAAUGCAGAAACUUGAUGAUCCAGCCCUUGUGCCUAAUCACACUCUUCGCCAUUUCAUCAAUCAGUGGCUGCAAAUGGGCAACCAAUUUGAUCCUGAUUACUUGGAAACAAUUAGUUCUUUAGCUUCACUCAAACACACCCUUGAAUCCCAUGAGGUUACCUUAAAAAGCAAGGUUCAAGCACUCGAAAAGAUUCGAGCUUUGUCCCAAUCAGAAUCACCCUACACAAGUCAUUUGUUCCUGCAGUUGGGAUUCUUGCCUCUACUUCUAGAACUUGUGUUUGGAGGAGAAGAAGCCAAACACAAACAGAAACUGAAACAGGAACUCCCUCAAGAGUGCUACUAUAUAAAGUUUGUGGAGGAUGCACUUUCUUGCACUCUAAUUCUGCUACCUCACGGCAAAUUGGAGUCACUGAAUAUGCUCGGAGAAGAGAGCAAAUUAGCAUCCUUCCAAGCUUUAUUUGCUCACGGCACUGCCUUGAUCAGGAUGAGUUUGUGCCGUCUCAUAGAGGUAACAUCAACAUCCCCGGAGACAAAAGAACUCUGUUAUAUGUUUGGAAAGAACCAUCAGCUCUUGCAUCGGAUAUCGGUUCAGUUGCUUCAACAGAAUUCAAAUUCAGAGGCUGCAGAUGCUGGAAUCAAAGCCAUAUCAGCAUUAUCUUCCUUGGAAGAAAACAGAGAGAUUCUGGUCAGACAGGGCGUGGUAAACGGACUCAUAACAUAUAUUAAUUCAAGCACAGAAAGACGCGAAAGAAGCUUGGCACCAUUGGCAAUGGCCACACUUGAGAAGCUUCUAGGAUUACAGAGUGCAAAAGAGGCAGUGAUUAAUUAUAACAAUAACAAUAAUAAUAAUAAUAAUUUGAAUGGCGUUCAUGCUCUUGUAAAGAUGGUUUUCAGGGUUUCGGAUGAUCACCAAGGCAGUGAGAGUGCCGUUGGGUGUCUAAUAAUUCUAUGCAAUGACUCUUUAUUGGCGCGAGAAGAAGCCAUCAGUGGUGGAGUGUUGACUCAGUUGCUGUUGCUGCUGCAGAGCCAGUGCAGCGGCCGGACCAAAACAAAGGCAAGAAUGCUGCUCAAGCUCCUCAGAAGAACCAACUAGUCGUCUCAGUCAUCAAAAGCUUCUGUGUAGGCUUAGUUUCUAAAGUUUUUGAGUAAUUAAUUAAUGUCUAUACAAGUCCUAUCUGGUUUCUAAGGGCUUCUGUGUAUAUUUGGUCUCCAUGUGGAGACAGACAUCAAACUAUCAGUAUGCCUGUAGUUCAUGACUCAUUGAAAAUCCAGGCCAACAAAUAAUUGCUAAACAAGAUAACUUUACAAA